AAAGGCUAAGAAAUCUGACGGAGUUAACCGGCAACUUGCAAAUACCAAACCUGGUUAAAUAUUAGUAGAGUUUCCUGGUAGUUUCCAAUUGGCAUGUUCUCAGUCCACAAGAAAAGCUGGCAUGUUCUCAGUCCACAAAACAAUAAACUUGAGAAGAUCUGGCGUGCUGUAAAAUAACUGAGAAAGAUUACCAGCUGUUUCUUUCCAGAUCAUAUUUGUUUGAUCCUACUUUAAUCUUCAAGUACUGGUUCCAUCAGUCGUUAGUUAUGCUUGUCCACCAAAGCAUUGAGGAAGAUGUGUUUGAGCCACUGGUGUCGCGUGUUGCUGAAAUUAGACGCCGCUUCUUUGGGAUAGUGAGCUCAUCUGAAGAUGACGGAAGGGGUCCUACAAUGCAUGAACUUCCAGAAAAGAUCAGAUGGGAAGUGCAACAUCUUGAAGAAUUGUUUGAGGGGAUCAAGGAAGACAAGGAGGGGGUCUAUGAGAGCAUUACGUCUGUUAGCAUGGCAGUCUCUAAGUGGCAAAGAAGAUUGGGAAUAGUAUACCGGAAUGCAUCUGGAGCUCCUGCACCUUUUGAGGGAAUGAAAUGGGCAGUGGAGCAUCAUGAGGGGUGGGUUGAGGAUGGUACCACAUCAGAAGCCAAUACUGGGACGCUGUCUUUUGAUGAACAUGAGUUUUUUGAAUCACUUCGAUACCUUAAGACUGCAGAAGGUGGUUCAGAAGCUCGUUUCCUGGAUGGUAUCAAGACUGGAAUGCAGUGUAUCAACGAUGUUCUUGCCACCGUACAAUCAAGAACGGAAGCAGCCAAUGGGAGCUUGCGUAUUGUAGACCAUGUCUUCUCCCCAGUACUGAAACUUAUAAAAACCAUUGAUCAUCUAGUAUCAGUAGCUACAGAGGGCGGAGACAAAUCUCAGAACUAUAAGUUCCUUACCAAGAUUGAUGGUCAAGUAAACUGCUUGCAGGAUGCACUACAUGUGAUUGAUAUAAAUAAGAGAGAGGUUGAGGAAAGCUUUAGAACAAUGGAAGGUCUCAUCUGGCCACUAUUGUCACGCCUUAAUGCCACUUGCAAUGUUCAAUUGGAACCUCCGAGCUUCCAAGGUGAGAUCGAAAAAGGCAUUAACCACUUGGUAGAUGUACUUGGCAUGAUUGAGAAAAAGAAGCAGGAUGGAAAUGCAAACUUCAGCAUUGUCAAUGCAGCCUUCUCGCCAUUAUUGACAUGUUUGAACACCAUCAGGCACCUCCCAUUAGAAGCCUUAGCCCAUGAAGAUAAAUCAGGUGCUUUUAUUCUCCUGGGCAAUAUCAGCGAUGAGUUGUCACAGCUCAAAGAUGUACUCCAGAAGGUCCAGGAGAAAGAGAAAGGGAUAUACAGUAACUUUGAUGCCAUUGAGCAACAUAUUGAUGAACUUUUUGAGGGGUCUAUGUUAGAUGCUGAAGGCUCGUUAAAACUUCAGCAGAUGGGUGGCCUGCGAGAAAAGUUCCGUGUGAUUCAUAAAGAGAUAACAAAUAUAUGGGUUAAGGUGAAUGACUCUUUCAAGGUUCAGGAUGUCUCCAUCAGAUCGAUGGCUGCAAGACAUGAAGCUUCAUCUUCUCGUCCAUUGAUGCCAGCAGCAGAUAAAUUCAACAUUAACAGGGAAAGUGUGCAGAUGUGGAAGCUGAAGGAUAGCAUUAAUGGACUGGAGACGAGGUUGAGACAGUGCCUUUUGUGCCUUGCUGUGUUCCCAGAGGAUGCAGUCAUCAAGAAGAGGCUGCUAAUUCAUUGGUGGAUUGGAGAAGGCUUUGUGAGUUCAGUUUCCGAGGGGAAGAAUGUUUUUAAUGAGCUGCUUAUCACCAAGGGAUUCAUUAAGCCAGUUAAGAAAUACCACUGCGACAAAGUCCACGGGUGCAAGGUGCAACCGUUGAUCCGUGCGCUACUGAUUGAAGCUGCAAAGAGCGCAGCAUUUGUUGAGCUCAAUUCUGACGGCAGCUCCAAGAAUGACUUCACCAGAACUCGGCGUGCAUGUUUGCAGGAUGGGAAGAUCCUUACCAGUUUCCAUCGCGAUGCGUUGACAAUUUACAAUAUUAAACAACAGUAUCUGGAGUUAGACAAGACAUGGUUUUCUGGAAAGACAUGUUUGAGCACUGUGCAGUUAGGACGAUGGCAGGAUUCAGAUUAUAACCCUCGGGCGCAUCACGUAGAGUUGAACAAUGCUGAAUUCCUAAAGCAGGUCAAGUCAUGCAAGCAAUUGAAGUACCUGAGCUUCAGAGGGAUAUCGAGAAUUGAGGCCCUUCCUACCUCGAUUGGAAAGCUCACAAGACUUGUCAUCCUUGAUCUCAAAGCAUGCCAUAAUCUGGAGGAUCUACCAAAGGAGAUAGUGAAACUAGUGAAGCUGGAGUACUUGGACGUUUCUGAAUGCUACUUGCUGUCAGGUAUGCCCAAGGGACUAAUCAAGCUUUCUCACCUUGAAGUUCUCAAGGGGUUUGUUCUGGCAAACACUAGGAGCAAAGACCCGUGCCAUCUCAAGGAACUUGUCAUGCUGAAAAAAUUACGGACGCUGAGCAUUAGAAUUGGAAACAGUGUAGAUAGUGGUCAGUUUGAGAAAAUUAACGAGUUUUGUGCCCUCCGGUCGCUCACACUUACUUGGGGGGCUGGGUUAUCCUCGGUACCUGCCAUACACAGUGACAAUCGUCUUUCAAGAUCAAGCAGUGCUGCUACUAUCGCUGUUAAUCAUGCGAUGCCUUGUGUUCUCCCCUCGGGUCUUGAGAAGCUGGAGAUCUGUUGCUUCCCACUAGCAGAAUUUCCUUGCUGGGUUAAUCCUGCAGAGCUGAAAAACCUGAAGAAACUCUAUAUCAGGGGAGGUAUCAUAAGUAGUCUAGGCGAGGACAAGUACUGGGAGGUGACCGUGCUUCGGUUAAGGUUCCUCAAGCAUCUCAACUAUUCAUGGACGGCACUGCGUGAUACUUUCAUGAAACUCCAUGUAUUGGAGGUGCAUGAAUGUGAAAAUCUUGAAACCUGGCCUGACUGUCAAAAGGGCUUGUGUCUGAAGGAGACGAAUGGAAUUAUGGAAGGUUCGCAUCUCGCUUAACAUGAAACGACACCUAACGGGCUGUUUGGAAUGGGUGUAAAUUUUUUGUGGCUGGAGGGAUUUAGCUCAAACUUGGAACUAAAUACCGAUGUGCGCAGAAAAUUACACCCAUUCCAAACGGGGCCUAAAUCUUGCAAGGCUUCAAUUUCUUGAUAAUUGCAACUGGUGAUAUUUCUUCAACCAUCUGGAAAGAACGCAGCGGGGUAGAGUAUUUGAGAAUAAGUUCAAUUCAUUUGAUCAUGUGUCAAAGCAAAUUAAGCGUGAUGCAUUCUAUUGGUUCAAGGAGAGGGCCAAGUACUUUCACUGAGGCCAGGAUAAUCCUUCUUUUCGAAAGAAAAAAAAAAUCUUUCAGUCGCUGUUUGUUUAAGGUUCGAGUUGCUGUUUGUUUAGGUGCGUGGGGUUUCCUUUCUUUUGGCGAUGUGGCCUUUUUAACUUUUAUAUCAGACCUUGCAUUGUUCUUCUCCUCUUCUAUUACUAGUAAAUUAGUACAUGUUUUGCACGUCAAGAAAUAUAUAAUAGCAGGAGGAAUACAUUCUUGACAUUUUAUUUCCUUC
This is a messenger RNA of Triticum urartu, 3613 nucleotides long. The record is from RefSeq and is a predicted model, not a curated record. NCBI's taxonomy places the organism in Eukaryota, Viridiplantae, Streptophyta, Magnoliopsida, Poales, Poaceae.